Schistocerca cancellata (South American locust) is the source of this 1173-nucleotide messenger RNA. Its product is annotated as replication termination factor 2. The coding region runs from base 143 to 1069 and encodes 308 amino acids. Lineage: Eukaryota; Metazoa; Arthropoda; Insecta; Orthoptera; Acrididae. Gene Ontology annotation, biological process: site-specific DNA replication termination at RTS1 barrier; mitotic DNA replication termination. Gene Ontology annotation, cellular component: nucleus. The transcript is spliced from 5 exons. The record is from RefSeq and is a predicted model, not a curated record.
UCUUCGUUGUUGAGUAUCUUUGAAACGAUAGAAAUGUUGACAGGUGUGUAAUUUCGUAGAUAUUCGACUAAAGUUAGUUUGUUGCUAGUUUUUGUGGUUUUUGAAGAAGGAAGUUAUAAACGUGUAAAACAGCUACAGAAACAUGGGAUGUGACGGCGGUACAAUACCCCGUAGAGACGAACUGGUUAGAAAGAAAGAGAAACCCGAGCAAAAGGACAAAAAUUCUGAGCUUUCUUUUCGUUGGCAACAUUGCAGUAUUACACAGCUGCCUCUUCAGCCUCCUAUUGUUGCUUGUGGGUAUGGAAGACUGUACAACAAGGACGCUGUAAUUGAAAUGUUACUGGAUAAAGCAAAUGCUCCAGAAAGUGCUAAACAUAUAAAAUCUCUGAAGGAUGUUAAAGAACUUCAGCUGACUAAUAACCCAUCAUAUGCUCGAUCCGCUGAGAAAGGAGAUGCAUAUGUUGAUCGUCAAACAGCACCUUACAUCUGCCCUGUUAUUGGUCUUGAGAUGAAUGGUAAAUUCAGAUUUGUUUUCCUGUGGAACUGUGGAUGUGUGUUCUCGGAAAGAGCUUUGAAGUUAGUGAAAACACAAACAUGUCACAAGUGUCAGAAGCAGUUUAGUGAUGCUGAUGUUGUUGUCCUUAAUCCAGUAGAGGAAGAUAUGCCCCUAAUGAAAGAAAGGCUGGAGAAGAGACAUGCAAAAGUGAAAGCUGGAAAGAAAGCUAAUGUAGAGGCAAAGAAGAUGCCAGAAACAGCUACAUCUAGCACUUCAAAAGAGAAAAAUGCUGAAGAAAAACAAGAAAAACCAGUUGAAAAUUGUAAAUUAGAUGCUGGGUCACUGAAGAUCUUGAAUAAACAGAAUGGUACCAAACCUUCAGAAAAAGUUUCACUCAAGAGAACUGGUAAUGGGCAGAUUGAAGAUCCAGUUUUCAAGAAAACUAAAAGUUCGUAUAGUGUGGCACAGGAUCCAAAGGCAUCUGAAGUCUACAAAUCCCUAUUUACAUCUCAUCAUAAGGCAAAUGAGCAAGUUAAAGCACAUUGGAUUACUUACAACCCCUUUUAUAACUGAUUUGCUUGAUAUUGAUAAUUUUUACAAGCCAGCAUUAAUGUAUUUUAUGUAAAUUUGUACAUAAAUAAGACACAAUAAACAGUUUAAAAUUAAUGGUACCAUAA